This is a messenger RNA of Colletotrichum truncatum, 1989 nucleotides long. RefSeq names its product alpha-l-rhamnosidase. Lineage: Eukaryota; Fungi; Ascomycota; Sordariomycetes; Glomerellales; Glomerellaceae. The record is from RefSeq and is a predicted model, not a curated record. Gene Ontology annotation, biological process: carbohydrate metabolic process.
AUGGGUUUCUUUCAAAAUUUCAGGCAAGCUUUUAUUCUCAUCUCUGUUAUCGCAUAUCAAUGCGCAGCUGAGUGCUGGAGAGAUACUUCUUGCCACGGCCCAUCUUCAGCAUCAUUUGAGGGACCAUGGGACAAGUACAACUACGCCCCUAGCACAAGAAACGUAACUCCCAAGUAUGUCCUUUCUUUGCCAAACGGAGAACACAUUUCGGACUACAAGUCCCCUGUUGAACUUUCGUCCGGAAUCGAGGGGUUGGUGUUUGACUUCGGCAUUGAGGUCGGCGGCAUCGUGACGGUUGAUUAUGAACUCUCCGGAGCCAGCAAUGCCAGUUUAGGGCUUGCUUUCACCGAAGCGAAGACCUACAUAGGUCAAAAAUCGGACAAUUCAAACGGCGGCGCUGGUCAGGAUGGCGCUCUCAUCUCCAACAUCUCUGGUGGAGUCGGUACCUACGUAAUGCCCGACGCCAAACUACGUGGCGGUUUCCGCUAUCUUACCCUUUUUCUCACCUCCUCGGCGUCCAAUGCCUCUUUGGAGAUUCGAAACAUUAAUCUCGAAAUAAGUUUCCAACCGACUUGGUCUGAUCUGCGAGCCUACCAGGGCUAUUUUCAUUCCAGCGAUGAGCUUCUUAACAAGAUAUGGUAUAGCGGCGCGUACACGCUCCAGACGAACUCUGUCCCGGGAAAGACUGGCCGAGUCGGUACUAGUACUCUGCGUUCCGGUUGGCAGAACGAUGCAUACAUUGGACCAGGUUCUACUGUUCUCCUCGAUGGAGCAAAGCGUGACCGCUGGGUUUGGAUUGGGGACAUGGGCACUGCUGUGCCGAGCGCAUUCGUGAGUACUGGUGACAUGGAAAGUACCAAGAACGCGCUUCUUGCGAUCUAUGACAAUCAAGCAUCAGAUGGCACUUUGCCAAAGGCUGGCCCUCCUUAUCCUUCCAAAGACAGCGAUACUUACCAUCUGUGGACUCUCGCCGGCACUUACAACUACUUCUUGUACACUGGGGACGAGGAGUUCGUGGAGUCCAUUUGGCCCAAAUAUAUCAAAGCUAUUUCCAAUAGCAGGAAAAAGGUCAACGAAAAGGGAAUUAUGAAUGUCACGGGUGACAAAGACUGGGGACGAUGGACGUACUCAAACGAGCGCAGCUCAGCAAGCAUUCUACUGUACCGCGCCUUACGCACAGGUGCCGACAUUGCCUCCUGGGCCCCUGGACUCACCAACGCUUCUACUUACAAACAAGAAUGGCUCGAUGCUGCUGCCGAACUUCAAACGGCAAUGAUGACUGAACUGUGGGAUGAUGCAAAAGGAGCCUUUAAAGACAGCCCAAAUGACACAUCUCUUUAUCCUCAAGACGCCAACAGCAUGGCAGUUGCCUUUGGUGUCGUGCCAGCUGACAGCGAUCAGGCGCAGCGCCUGUCUGACUACCUUGAGUCAAAUUGGACGCCUAUUGGACCUCGCUGCCCUGAACUCAAGAAUAACAUCUCGCCAUUCAUCUCCAGCAUUGAACUCUCCACCCAUUUCCGAGCUGGGAGGGCUGACAGGGCUCUGAAGCUAAUUCGAGACGCAUGGGGCUGGUAUCUGAACCACCCUAACGGCACCCAGUCCACCGUUCCGGAGGGGUACCUGGUUGACGGCACUUGGGGCUAUCGUGGUGAUCGUGGAUACCGGAACGACCCGUCUUAUGUGUCACAUGCGCAUGGAUGGAGCAGUGGUCCAACAUCGACGAUGACAGAGUACCUUGUCGGGCUGCGGGUUAUCAAGCCCGGAGGAAGCGAGUGGCAGUUCAAGCCGGUCUUAAGUGAGCUUCCUGAAGCAGAAGCUGGUUUCACCACAAGCUUGGGUAAAUUCUCUGCAAAGUUCACAGUCGGUGAUGAUGGCAAGGCUGUUGUGGAGUGGGAUACACCGACAAACACAAAGGGAAAUCUGGUGUUGCCUGGAAAGGAAUUGAAAAGAGUCAAGGGCGGGAAAGGAUCAGCAACUAUCAUCAUUUGA